Messenger RNA from Calliphora vicina (urban bluebottle blowfly), 2995 nucleotides. It is a transcript of the gene spz3, whose product is annotated as Spaetzle domain-containing protein 3. Gene Ontology annotation, biological process: innate immune response; central nervous system formation. The transcript has 6 exons. Gene Ontology annotation, molecular function: growth factor activity; Toll binding. Gene Ontology annotation, cellular component: extracellular region. The record is from RefSeq and is a predicted model, not a curated record. The coding region runs from base 461 to 2392 and encodes 643 amino acids. NCBI's taxonomy places the organism in Eukaryota, Metazoa, Arthropoda, Insecta, Diptera, Calliphoridae.
AGUUGCAAAACAAACCUUCACAAAAUAAAUUGUUAAAACGUCAGAGGCGCGCGCGCUCACGUUUGUUUAAAAAAUAAAUACAAAAAAAUAAAUAAAUAAAACCAGAAGUGUUUUCAAGCAAAUUCAAAAGCAAUUAAAUAAUACAUAAAGUUGGUGAUUUUUUCUGAGCUUUUUGUUUAGUUCUCUUACUCAAAUAUUGAAAUAAUUUAUUUGCAUAAAAGUGUUUAAAGAAAGAAAAAAAAAUUCAUUAAAUAUUCUCUAAUAAAAUACGAAAAAAUAGCUAAUAAUUCCAAACAAAAUAUAAAAUUGUUGAAAAUUUAAAUUAAAAUAAAAACAAAAGAGAAAAUUUUAAAAAUAAAAAGUUUCUUGUUUAAAUCUUUUGUUUUUAUUAAUAAGUGUUUUCUGAAAAUGGAAAGUGUUGUUAAGCGAUCAUAAAAUUAUUGUGAUAAUUGUGUGAAAAAUGGCUUUAACAAACUUUUCUUUACCCUUUGGGGCUUUGGCUCAGUCGUCAGCACCUUGGAGUGCCACGGUUUCUCCUCUACAUCCCAUACACCAGCAAUUGGCGGCCAAUACAAACAAUUUACUCUACUCACCGGCCGACCAUCAACAGCAGCAGGGUGAUAGUGGGCCACCACCACCAGGUUCGGAUUUCUACAAAAAUAAUCCUUAUGCUCCACCUCAGCAAACGCCGCCGCAGCAAACAUCAUAUCAAUACAACAGCAAUAAUAACAACAACAACAAUAACGGUAGGCGUAAAAAUACCUAUUUGCCACCAAUACCACCACCAGGAGCCAGAAAUACACAACAAUUUCAUAAUCAACAGCAACAACAACAGCAAUUUCAACAUCAUCAGCAAUUUAGUCAUAUUAAUACUCAUCAUCAGCAGCAACAUGUAACACAAAAUAUUAAUAGUAAUAAUAAUAACAACAAUAACAAUAACAACGUUUAUAAAACUGCUAUAUCAUCUGCCUCAGCGGCGGCCACAUCAAUUGCUACAGCCACGGCCACAGCCACAGCGAAUUCAAACACAAAUACCCGCACUUAUGGUGAAGGUACUUACACUAGAUUUCCACCAGCUACUCAGAUUCAUAACAAUAAUAAUAACAACAACAACAACAUUAAUAAAGAUCAUCCACAACAACAACAGCAGCAGCCACCACAAUAUUACAAUUCUUUUCCAUCUACUCCACAACAAACAAAUCGUAUAAAUACAGCUGCUGCCUCAUCAGCCACAAAUCCUUCACCAUCACAAUCCCUUCCUAAAUAUGGUGUACCCAAUCCAGUGGAGACACCAGCCCCCACAUAUGGAGCUGCUGGCUCUGUGGCUACAGCAUCCGGUAAUAAGGCUGAUAACUUACCCAACGAUUCUAGUUCAAAUGAUCCCUAUCCCGCCAAACCGCCCGGUUUUACAAGGGUACAGGCCGGCCAGGGUUCCAAGACACGUGUACACGCUGUGCUGGAUUAUGAUCUGGAGGAGGGUGAAGAGGAGGAUUACUAUGAUGCUGAAGAUCAUGGAGAGGCUAUUAACAAAGAUGGUUCUCCUAAAACUCCCAUGACUGUUACCCCCAUACAAGGACCAAUUUACCUCAAAAAUGGUACAGUACCUGUGGUGCCAUUGUUCCACUAUCCCAGCUUUAAUAAUGGUUCAUUUGUACAAAUACCUAUUUGGUGGACAGCCUUAUCAGUGGCUUUGGGUUUGGAUGUACGUGGAGACUUGAUAAAGGGUGUGCCUUGCAUAAAACGUUAUCACCAAUUGUUUUGCCCUACAGCCGGCAAUAGUUAUCCCAUAGAUAAAAUUGAACGAUUUAUAGACGAUAACAAGGCCUUAAUGAGACGCAUGUAUGGAGAUUUCGAAAUGAAUAUGAACGAUGGUGGGCCGAGACAACAAACGAAAAAACGCAAAAGAAGAUUUAUAGAUGAACCCGAUAUUUUCCUACCACCCGGUGUAUUUCCCACAUUUGUGCCCGACGACAAGGUGGAGGCUCAUGACGAAGAGCAGGGCGAAAGUUAUUUUGGUAAAUUACGCAAUAAACGUCAAACCAAUCAGGGCAAUCGUAAUGCCAAACAGGCCCAAAAUGCUCCACAAAAUGGUUCAUCGUCAACGGGAAGAUUGGAUGCCUGUGAAUCGAAAGUCGAAAUAGUGACUCCUUAUUGGGCCUCGAAUUCAGCUGGUAAAAUAAGAGCCAUUGUGAAUACUCAACAUUUUGAGCAGGCAAUACAUCAGGAAAUAUGCUCAAAAGCACGAACUUCACGCUGUCAAGGUGAAUGCGGCUGUGAGCAGAAAUACAAAUGGCAUCGUUUAUUGGCCUACGAUCCAGACAAUGAUUGCAAGGGAAUCUUCAUGGAUUGGUUUCUGUUUCCAUCAUGCUGUGUGUGUCGAUGCAAUCCCUAAGAAAUCACAAAAACAACUACAACUACUACUAACUAUAACAACAUCUUAGUGACAUUUCCAUAGACUUUAGCUAGUUAGAAGUUAAGAUCAUUUGUUUUUUAAAAAAAUUUGUAAAAUGUUUCCUUAAAAGUUUAUUUCUUUAAUUUUUUGUAGCAUUAUAAGAAAAAAUGCAUAGAAAACCAAUCUUUAUUAACAGUUUUAUUAAAGUUUAAAUUUUAUUAAAAGAAAAACACAGAAAAAAUGUAUUUUAGUUGUUUAAGAGUAAGAUAAAUAAUUUCAGAGUACAUAAUAAUAAAAACAUUUAAAACGAUGAAAAAAAAAACAGAAAUAUUAUUAAACAUGUCUAUGAAGUAAUCCUAAAAUAUUUGUUCAUUAUGUACUUAUUUGUAUUAAGUCAGACGACAUCUAAAAUUGUUGUUUUUUUAAAUCGUUCUUAUGUUCUAAAUAUAAAAUUAAGUUGAUAAAGAAAGAAAGCAUGUAUUUUAUAUUUGCUAAGAAUUGAAUUAAUUUAGAUUUAAUGUGCUGCUAGUUUUAACAAUUCUCGAAAUAAAAACUCAAAUAAAUCCAUUCAUUAUUCAUUCAUUGAUCAAAAAUUAUGAACAU